This is a messenger RNA of Ooceraea biroi (clonal raider ant), 2088 nucleotides long. RefSeq names its product telomerase reverse transcriptase (gene Tert). Gene Ontology annotation, molecular function: telomerase RNA binding; telomerase activity; telomeric repeat DNA binding. The record is from RefSeq and is a predicted model, not a curated record. Gene Ontology annotation, biological process: telomere maintenance via telomerase. NCBI's taxonomy places the organism in Eukaryota, Metazoa, Arthropoda, Insecta, Hymenoptera, Formicidae. Gene Ontology annotation, cellular component: telomerase catalytic core complex.
AUCGAUUAUUUCAAAAACGGACCAAUGGGAACGAUGGGAACUCUUACUUCUUAAUGCCAUUGUAGACUGGGCUUAAGAAAGUACGCGGAUGCUGUUUCCCGCUGUUUCCCGCUCAUUUCCGUAUUGCUGGAAUCGUGAUUUUGAACGUGAAGGUUAAGAACGGUUAAGAAGGCAAAAGAUUGUGGCAGAUUGCGAGAAUAGUAUCCGUAGAAAGAUGUUUCCUAACAGAAAGAGAAAGUAUCCCUUUUUCAAGAAAAACUUCAAGACACAAAAUAAAAGAGGUCGUUGGGCAGAAUCAGAAGCCAAAGUUGCAUCUUCCGUCCCGUUAAAAGAUUAUAAUUCCAUGGUGAACUUAUUUGCCUCCAGAUGUCAAAUGAGGGAGGGAAUUAAUCCUACUAAAGCCCAGAUUUCGAGAUAUCAUAUUCUAGAAAGAGGUAAUACGGGACGAGAAAUAUGCCGGAGGAUUAUAGGCACGCAUAUUGGACCUAGUCGCUCUUAUAGUAACUUUGAUAAUGUUAUUCCUGCAUUGUCACCAAUACUGGAAUCUUUUAAGAAUCAGCACAACCGAUUCAAUUAUCUCGAUAAAUUAAAAUUCGUAAUAGCAACAGGAGAUAAAAAGUAUGCAAAGCAGAAAUACAAGAAUCAAAUCCACAUGCGUUUCAUGCAAACUUUUGUGAAAAUAUUGCUGCGUAAGAUUAUUCCAGUGGAAUUGUUUGGAACGGCACGAAAUGUAAAAGUUUUAAAACAUACGAUAAAUUGUCUGUUGAAAACCGUUCCAAAGAGAAUGAAAAUAAAGAAACCUUUUAAAAGAACUUUGCACAAAGAGGAUGGUACUGCUAUGGGUGCAUCACUAGAUAUACGACCACUAUUGAAAAGACUUGAUAUUUCCAAAAUUAACUGGUUGCAUUCAAUUGAGAGUAAUAAUGGACGGUGGAUAAUGAUUCUAAAACUGUUACAUUGGUUUUUCGCGCAAUAUGUUGUAAAGAUUCUUCAUAAGUACGUGGUGUUAAUACCACUUAAGGGACAGUGGGUUUACAUCACAAAAGACGAUUGGUGCAGGAUGCAAGAAGAGUUUAUAAAGGAGAAAGAAAGUAGUGGUGCUCUGGAACCAUGGACACCUACAUCACCUACAUCACUAGCUAAACUACCAUCUUUUAUACCCAUCGGAAGUUACAAAUUUAUUCCGGGCUCUUCUGGCGUGAGAGCUGUAUUUUUAGCCAAAUAUGCUAUUAAACCAAUUUUCGACGAUAUUGAUGUUACUUUGAGAUUUUUACAACAACUAUACGCCACAAAGUUGAGUAAGAAAGUGCGAAAUGUAACGAGGUGUCACGAAGAUAUUAAUAAGUUUAAAGAGUCGACCAAGAAUCGAUUAUACUACGUGUGUUGCGAUAUACAGGAUGCAUUCGGCUCGAUAAUACAAGAAAAAUUAUACGAUAUCAUCAAAAUGUACUGCAGAGAAUUGUCGCAUAAUAAGCCACUCUCAUUAUCGACUUGUAUGCUAUCAAGAGCUAGAAAGAGCUGUAUGAAGAAUAAGAACCAGAACAAAGCACAAACAGUGCUAUUUAAAGAUCUCAAAAGUGCAUUGAAGAAUAUAGAGUCAAGCGAAGCAUGUUUAAAAUCAGUUUCAAGGGGGAAACUAGUUAGUAAAAUACAGAAAUUGAUAUUUCAGCAAAAGGUUAAAUUGAAUGAUCGCGUGUACUCGAUAAAGCUUGGUGUCCCACAGGGUAUCUCCACAUCGCCUAUUUUAUCCGACAUAUAUUAUCAACACAUGAUUAACGAGCUAUUUUCCGAGUACAUAAGCAAGGGAUUUUUAAGGAGAUAUGUUGAUGACAUAUUAUAUAUUACUGAGAGUGAACAUGCUGCAACAGAAGUUUUAGAGCUGGUAAGGAACGGGAUACCGGACUACAAUGUGAAAUUCAAUCCCAACAAAAUAGAGUCCAAUGUAGGCCUACCGUACACACCUACAAAGAUUAAGUUUCUGGGAUGUGACGUUCAAUUUUAAAGCUUUCUAUACUAUUAUAUUAUAAUAUAUGUAUUUUUACUUUUAUAUGUACUAUUAUGUGUAUUUUUAAGUUUUUAAUAAAGAUU